AUGGAGGCAAAUGUAUCGAACAAUGCUGACAAAGGAAGGUUCGUGAAUAUCUAUGCCCUUGGCCAACUCGAGUUUCAUGUAACUGGUGCAGACAGUGAUGUUGAGGUGAAUUUGAUGACGAAAUCAUGCUCGUGUGGGGUAUUCCAGCUCAUAGGCACACCUUGUCCCCAUGCAGCUGCAGCAACUAUAGAGCGUGGGGUGAACCUUUACUCUUUGUGUUCACCGUUUUACACUAUCAAGUCAUGGGGGAAUUCAUACAAAGAAACCAUUUACCCAACUGGGAAUGAGGAUGAUUGGAUACUUCCAGAUGACAUUGAGAAUAUGGUAGUUGGUGUACCCGUAGAGAAACAACAAGUUGAUCGUCCAAAGAAGCCAAGGCUAGGAAGACCAAGGGCAAACUAUUGGCCAUCUGGUGGGGAAAAAUAUGUGAAAAUGAAUAAGUGUAGUAGAUGUGGUGGUCGUGGCCACAACAAGCCUUCAUGCAAAGCUCGGCUUUGA
Messenger RNA from Humulus lupulus (European hop), 498 nucleotides. RefSeq lists its product as uncharacterized. The coding region runs from base 1 to 498 and encodes 165 amino acids. Gene Ontology annotation, molecular function: zinc ion binding. The record is from RefSeq and is a predicted model, not a curated record. NCBI's taxonomy places the organism in Eukaryota, Viridiplantae, Streptophyta, Magnoliopsida, Rosales, Cannabaceae. The transcript has a single exon.